AUGUUAAGCAUUCCUGUCUCUUUAUCAUCUACCGCUCCCCCAUCCCCCUGUGGUCCUAUUCUUUUCAGUGACCCACCCGUUGUUCUUGCACACAAAAUCCCCAACGUUCUGGACGGCACCAGCCUUCCGGAGUGGAAGAAAGCGAGCAUUGCCGAGCGAUUGCGUGUGCAGUAUGAGUCUCAAGCCCUUUCACUGGACGAUUUCAUGGAACUUUUCAAGCUUCUCGAUCUCCCGUCUACGGCCAAAAAGGUUGGUUCUACCUCUCAGAGCUCAUCACUUUAUAAGCGGUUGACGUAG
This is a messenger RNA of Dibothriocephalus latus, 297 nucleotides long. Lineage: Eukaryota; Metazoa; Platyhelminthes; Cestoda; Diphyllobothriidea; Diphyllobothriidae. The record is from the annotation of a GenBank genome assembly.